GCACAGGUCACGCGGGCGAAGGGGCGGUGUGACGUCAGCGGUGGUGUUUGGGAAGCAGGCGGUAGCGCUGGAUUUAGCUAAUGGAUUUAGCUCGCUUGCUAACGCUGUAUGCUGGAAACGCACUCCAGUCCAGUUUCUAAUGGUGUUAUUUGGAUGUUGGAGUUAUUUGACUUACGGACGCAGUGUCCAGUUUGUGAGAAAUGCAGGGCGACUAUAAUUUACCCGAAAUAGGAUUUGUGCAACAAAUUCUAAGUUUGAAUUUGGUCCCAAGGAAAAAUGCUACCUGUGGGAGGAACGACACGUCCCUGUGCGACUUCUCAGAGAUGUGGUAUGGCGUUUUCCUGUGGGCUGGAGUGUCCUCGCUGGUGUUCCACCUUCCCGCAGCUUUACUGGCCCUCGCCACUCUCCGGGGACAUAAGAUAGCACGCUUCUUUCCCCUCGCCAUCAUGCUCAUGGCCAUUAUAGGUCCUCUGUUGGGAGGCGUGCUCACUAGUGCAGCCAUAGCGGGGGUCUACAUGGCAGCGGGGAAGAGGAUGAUCUCGUUGGAGGCUUUUGUGUUUGGAGUAGGACAGUCUUUCUGCGUUCUUGUCAUCUCCUUCCUCAGAGUGUUGGCCACGCUGUAGCACUGAGCCACUGAGGACAGUGAGAGCUGUGGACUUGCUUCACUUCCCCUGGAUGUUAUAUGCAAAAACACUGAGGCCUUAUUUUCCACGUGUGUCCCCACAACUCUUAUUUUCGUGCGCACAUAUAGCGCUGUUUUUCCUUAAAAGCUUUCGGGUGGACAUUCGUUCUCCGUGAUCGGCGGACAGAUGUCUACUGGACAGGCUGUUUUUAAAAUCCGAGCUGUCUUUCGUACACACGUUCUACGAAAAAGUCUUGCACAUGAGCUUACUUAUAAAGUAUGCAGUCAAACAUUACAGGGGAAAGCUACAAAUGGCUGCAAACAGAUCCUCAGAACAAUAUUGUUAGAAUCCUCUAAACAAAAUCUUACUUUCCCUGUGUUUUCAAGAGGUGUGUAUCAUCACCAUGAUCUCACGCCAUUCUGAUAACCUUCCACUUGCUUAGGUAGUGAUGCUGGUCUUUGCAGUUACACAGAUAUGAGUCUUAAUGUUAUUUAACUUCAUUCAACACAGUUAGACUAGUUUGAGUCUGUACACCCUGAAGUCCAUUCCAGCUUCCUCGUGUUCUAAUUGUCUAAACAUUUUACCUUCAGUUUACACUGAGCAAAUAAUUUUAUACGCUAAAUGAUGUAGUUUAAUGAGAAAUUUAAUGGCUAUUUCUACUUUGCAUAUAGAGUACUCCAUCACACACUCUUGCAAUUAUAUUUGCAGUAAAUGUUACACAUUUGCAUUUAAAAUCCAGCUUUAUUUAACACAUACAUUCCUACAGUCACGAAGCACUUUAUUAGGAACACAUGUACAUCUAAUCAUUUAUGCAAUUAUCUAAUCAACCAAUCAUGUGGCAGCAGUGCAAUGUAUAAAAUCAUGCAGAUACGGGCCAGCAUCUUGGGGUAAUGUUCAAAUAAACUAUCAGAAUGGGGAAGAAAUGUAAGAAAUGUAAACUGCUGAUCUCCUGGGAUUUUUUUUUUACACACAGCAAUCUCUUGAGUUUGCACAGAAUGGUGUGAAAAACAAACAAAACACAAUCCUAUCAGCAGAGGGUCUACUCCUUGUUGAAGAGCGAGAUCAGAGGUGUCUGAGCUGACAGGAAAGUUGAACUGGAAAGUUCAACCCAAACUGGAAAGAAAAAAAAAAAAUCACCUGGUCUUCAGCUUUCCAGUUUCAGUGAGUCUGUGCCCAUGAUAGCCUCAGAUUCUUGUUCUCGCCUGACAGGAGUGGAACCCGAUGUGGUCUUCUGCUGCUGUAGCUCAUCCACCGCAAGGCCUGAUGUGCGUUCUGAGAUGCUUUUCUGGUCACUGCAGUUUAAAGAGUGCUUAUUUGAGUUACUAUAGACUUCAUGUCAGCUCAAACCAGUCUGGUCAUUCUCCUCUGAUCUUUCUAAUAAACAAGGAGUUGUAACAAGGAGACUGUUGGGUGUGAAAAUCCCAGGAGAUCAGCAGUGUCUGAAAUACUCAAACCAGCCCAUCUGGCACCAACAUCCGUGUCACGGUUACAAUCACAGAGAUCACACUUUUUCUUCAUUCUGAUAUUUGAUGUCAACAUUAACUGAAGGUCUUGACCCGUAUCUGCAUGAUUUUAUGCAUUGUGCUGCUGCCACAUGAUCAGCUGGUUAGAUAACUGCAUGAAUGUACUGGUGUUCCUACUAAAGUGGACCGUGAGUCUACGUUGUUCCAUUGGUAUUAUUCUCAUAUUCCAUAUGAGACAACCUAAAUUUUUUGUCUGCUAUGUGAACGUGUAUAUUCCCAUUUUUUUGGCUUUCCACCAAAGAGAUUUUAAUGCUAAAAUAAAUGUAUUGUGUAAUUUACCUACUGUGACCUUUUGAUCUUGUCCUGAAAAGGCUUUAUGCAAUUAAAUGACUCCAAACUGACUCCUAACAAGCGCGACAUGAAGUUAAACUAAUUUAACUUGCUGCCAUUAGAAAUAAAAGGCUUCUUCGUAUAGGUAGAUGCAAACACUGCUUUUGAUCCGGCAAAGUCAGGUCUUGUGCUACUAAUCCUUCAGCAACGAUGACUGGAGGCAGUAAAGCAGAUGGAGUAUUGCUGAAUAGAUCGCUCAGUCGUGUGUAAUCGCAGCACUCAGAAUAAGUUGUGUUGUAGCAGUUUGUCUCAGGUAAUCUGUCAGAGUAAGGCAUUUAUUUCAAGGUACAUUUCUUGAAAACCACUAACGUGGAAAACACAAAUGAUGACCCGUUAGCAUGAUCUGAUUUGCAUAAUGCAGACUGGUCCUCAAUAGUUUUUAUCCUUUAUUCCUUUGUUUCCCACAACAGACUACAUUGUGUUCUCUAGUUGUACAAGGCCUAUGUUUCUUUUUUUCCUUCAAACCUUGGUAACGGUGUCGACUGUGAAAGAAGCCCUCAAACUUUAAAGCUGUGCUGCAGCUGGAAUGUUUGGCAGCUUGGAAGCUGUGGUUCAGAUUGGAAGCUUUCCUUAUUCUGGGUUUAUGAUCUUUACAAUUUCACAUAUGGUUAUAUUUUUCUAAAGUCCAUCUAUCCUCCUUAUUCAACAUAUUCGACUCAUCAGUGUUUUCCUCAUCUGUCUUUGUUUUUUAUUGAAAAACAGAUUAGUUAUUUAAUGUAUAAUAUGGGUCUAUGGUGUCAGUUUUCAAAUUGUAUAUUAAGUGCCGAUUGUCAAUAUUUUCAUGUAAUAAAAGAGUUUAGAUUCUA
Pangasianodon hypophthalmus (striped catfish) is the source of this 3282-nucleotide messenger RNA. It is a transcript of the gene tmem170a, whose product is annotated as transmembrane protein 170A. The transcript is spliced from 3 exons. The record is from RefSeq and is a predicted model, not a curated record. Gene Ontology annotation, biological process: endoplasmic reticulum tubular network organization. NCBI's taxonomy places the organism in Eukaryota, Metazoa, Chordata, Actinopteri, Siluriformes, Pangasiidae. Gene Ontology annotation, cellular component: endoplasmic reticulum membrane. The coding region runs from base 201 to 623 and encodes 140 amino acids.